Molecule: messenger RNA, 1545 nt
Organism: Notolabrus celidotus (New Zealand spotty)
Lineage: Eukaryota; Metazoa; Chordata; Actinopteri; Labriformes; Labridae
Gene: rtn3
Product: reticulon 3
Exons: 8
Coding region: 16-876 (286 amino acids)
Biological process (GO): brain development; neuron differentiation; endoplasmic reticulum tubular network formation
Cellular component (GO): neuron projection; postsynaptic density
Source: RefSeq, a predicted model, not a curated record
GUUGCACUUGACCGCAUGUCGUUUAUGAUAUUUCUGAGCCUGAGCAGGGACCUUGAACGCCUCACAGCCCUCCAUGUUUCCCCUCCUCCAUCAGUCCGCCUUGUUUCCCUCCAUCAUCUCUUUGCUGAGCUCUCACUGCUCGGACGGUGCGUUAAGGUGCAGACCCGAGUCCCGCUCUUGGGGGAAAUUAGAGGAAACUCAGACGACCUUAAAAUGGAUCCAAUGACUCAGUCCGCCCAGAUAUCAUCGUCGCAGGGGUUAGCCGAUGGACAAAAUUCAGCUACCAAAGAAUCAAAGAUGUCCGUGAAGGAUCUGAUCCACUGGAGAGACCCCAAGAAGUCGGGCUUGGUGUUCGGCGUGUCGAUGCUGAUGCUGCUCUCCCUGGCGGCCUUCAGCGUCAUCAGCGUGGCAUCCUACCUGCUGCUCGCCCUGCUCUGCGUCACCAUCACCUUCCGCAUCUACAAGUCUGUAGUCCAGGCCGUGCAGAAGUCCAGCGAGGGACACCCCUUCAAAACGCUGAUAGAUAAGGAUGUCAGCAUCCCUCCUGAGACCUUCCGUAAGCACGUGGACUGCAGUCUGACCUACAUCAACCGAGCCCUGAAGCAGAUGAGCCGCCUCUUCCUGGUCGAGGACCUCGUGGACUCCCUGAAGCUGGCUGUGGUCAUGUGGCUGUUGACCUACGUGGGAGCUGUUUUCAAUGGAAUCACCAUCCUCAUCCUCGCUAACAUCCUCCUCUUCGCCAUUCCUCCGGUCUACGAGAAGAACAAGACCCAGAUCGAUCAGUACAUCGACCUGGUACGCACUCAAGUCAACACCACGAUGGCCAAGUUGCAAGAGAAACUCCCCGGAGCUGUGAAACGCAGCAAAGCUGAAUGAUCCUCCCCAUCAUUAGAAACCUCCACAUCACCAUCAUCCUCAUCUUCAUCACCAUCCUAAACUCCUCCUCCUCCUCUCUCCAGAAACCCCGCCCCCCAGUCUAACUCCUCCCCUUCCUCCAUCCACCAUCAGCACCCUCCUACACUGAACCCUGCUAGGUAGAAAAUCUGAGCUACUCGAUAUUCAAUGUAAAACUACUGCGCAGCUUAACUCGCAUUAAAGCAUUAAAAAGAACUGUGCCUGUGCAGACAGGAAGCACGUCGCUAGAGAGGAAGUGAUGUAACGCCCGCCGUGGACCCCGACUGUCUUGUGGGUGGAGCCACAGGGAGAUGGAGGCAGGGUCGAGUGAACUAGACUAAAUCUAUGACCUGGUUUUUUGUGCAGCAGCAGCAGCAGCAGCAGGCGGGGUGACGGUCACAUAAAAGAGCAAAUGUCUGUACUUUAACCACAUCUCUCUGAAAUUAACUAACAAGCUUCUGGGUGUUAACGCGACUCGUCUCUCGCUCUGCAGCUGUCGUCGGAUAGGCGUGAGUUAAAAAGCUGGUUUUGGGUUCAGCCUGUUGUUGAGUUUGUUUCCAGGCACUUCCUCUGUAUGUAAGUUUCUGCAAUGCCUGAAUUUUAAUUUUUACACCCGUGAGCAGGUUGAAAUAAAAGGAUUGGAAACACUGA